Molecule: messenger RNA, 2126 nt
Organism: Megalops cyprinoides (Indo-Pacific tarpon)
Lineage: Eukaryota; Metazoa; Chordata; Actinopteri; Elopiformes; Megalopidae
Product: protein FAM189A1-like
Exons: 11
Coding region: 70-2094 (674 amino acids)
Source: RefSeq, a predicted model, not a curated record
GUGCUGCUGUCUGGACUGAUUGGAGUUGUGUCCUGGAAGAGGCCUCUCUCGUUGGUGAUCACCUUCUUCAUGUUGCUGUCAGCUGUGUGUGUGAUGCUGAACUUGGCUGGGUCCAUCCUGUCCUGCCAAAACGCCCAGCUGGUGAACUCCCUGGAGGCCUGUCAGCUGAUCAAGUUUGACAGUGACGGAGUGUGUGUGUGCUGUGAGCUGCAGCACCCAAGCUCUGGCUGCAACAACCUGGGAGAAACUCUCAAACUCAACCCUCUGAGGGACUGCAACACCAUCCGCCUGCGCCUCAAGGAGCUGCUGUUCAGUGUAUGUGCCCUGAAUGUCAUCUCCACCAUCGUCUGUGCCCUGGCCACUGCCAUGUGCUGUAUGCAGAUGGUGUCAGCCGAUGUCCUGCAGAUGUUUAUGCCACACAGAUCACGUGUAAUGAAUGCAGACUGCAUGACCCCCCACGGCACCAUCCUGCACCAGACCCUGGACUUUGAUGAGUUCAUUCCACCUAUCCCCCCACCACCCUACUACCCCCCGGAGUACACCUGCUCUCCAAUGAUGGAGGCACAAAGAGGGCUGCACCUGGACUUCCCUCACUCCCCUUUCAGUGCUAUCUACGGCGUGCCCAUCAACAGUCCCGGGAUCCUGUACCCCUCUGAGCUGCCCCCUCCCUAUGAGGCUGUGGUGGGACAGACCCCAGCUAGUCAGGUCACAACCAGCCUGGACCAGCAGGCCACAGAGUCUAGCUUCUGUGAGAGGAACACCACAGCUGGCCUCAGUGCUCAGGCCUCUGUGGAUAGCACCUCCCUCAUGGUGUCAGAGGUGGCGGACCUGCCUGACCACAGCUGCUCCUCGGAAGACCUGUGCUCCCUGGAGGUGCAGGGUUCCCUGCACUCGCCAUCUGACGUGUCCCCCUAUGGCACGCUGUGCGCCGCCCCCACCGACGGAAGCUACGCCAGCCUGGAGCACAGCGCCCGCUGCUCGCUGAGACGCCGCAGUCCCGCCUGCGACAAUGACGACGGCGGGCACAGCGAGUCCUCGCACGCACAGGACUCCCGCACCCAGGACCACUCGCCUGACUGGUCCUCGGAAAACACCAGCGUGCCGGAGCGCGAGGAGCCCGCCGGAGCCGUGAUCACACGAACCAGAGAGAAAUCCAGUAGGAAGCUAGCAUUUUCUCCACCUUUUGCUCCUCCCCCUCCUGCCUCUGUCUCCGCCCCCCAAGCCCCAAUGGGCAUGGCUUCAGCUCCCAGUGCCCCUGCGUGCCCCUCCCUGUCUCCCCGGCUACGCAGCCACAGGCUGUGCUUCAGCGUGUGGUCUCCCUCGUCCUCUUCCUCCUCUGCCUCGCAGCUCCCCUCCAACUCUGCACUCAGCUGCCCUUCUCCCUCUGAACGACCCCGCCCACACUGGCCCGGCAGGAGGUACCGCAAGCUUGCCCAAAUGGUGCGCUCUACCAGUGACCCCAUCUCCUGUACCUCCCUCUCUGGAAGUGACAGCUGUGGCUGCGCCUCUGCCAGCAACUUGCCUCCUGAAGACUCCCCACAGACUUCGCCUGAGCCAGCUGAGUACUCAGAAUACACAGCGGUAGUGGUGUCUCACCAGGGUUCAGCCAAACACAGCAUCCUCAGCAGCAGAAAGCAGAAGGACAGCGCUAAAGUGGACAUCCGUCUCAAGCCCCGGGGGCUGCAGGCCAUUUCAAAAGAGCGCCCGCACUCCUUGGCUGACCUGAAAACCUACAAAGACACCAAAAUACUGGUGGCCAAAUUCCUGGAGCACUCCAGCUGCAGCCUACCUCCGGAGGUCCAGCAAGUGGUCAACAGCAUCAAGUUUGUUAUCCAAUCCGACCAGAGGCACAUGGAGGAGGCCAUAUUCAGUGCAAACAUCAUCGACCAGGUGAUGACACAGUCGCCACGCAGAGUACGCAGCCUCAGGAAGCGUGCCCAGGAAGACCUGCACUUGCAGAGCUGUGGAGCUCUAAGCUCCCCCUCCUCUUCCCUGCGUCGCCACCGUGCCCCUCGGCCGCCCGCUCCACCUGGCUCCUCGCUUUCUGACCGCCCUCACAGCCUCGUCAGUUUGAGUCGUGAAACAAUCCUCUGAUUGGUCCACCUGGCACUCACUUGGCCCCACAA